AUGGGGAAGAUGGCGGCGGCCGUGGGUUCCGUGGGGAUGCUGGCGGCGGAGCCGGGGGAGGACGCCUUUCGGAAGCUUUUCCGCUUUUACCGGCAGAGCCGCCCCGGGACCGCAGACCUGGGAGAGGUCAUCGACUUCUCGCCGGCCCAUGCAGCCCGCGACACGGGGCCCGGGGCCCACAAGGUGGUCAGAUCUCAGCUAAGUGUGUCCUCAGUCAGUGACCACGAUGCACACAGAGCAGGACUUCAGCCGGUCAGCAAGUGGCGAGCCUAUGGACUUGAAGGCUAUCCCGGAUUUAUUUUUAUCCCAAACCCCUUCCUCCCAGGUUACCAGUGGCACUGGGUGAAGCAAUGCCUUAAGUUAUAUUCCCAGAAACCCAAUGUAUGUAACCUGGACAAACACAUGACUAAAGAAGAGACCCAGGAUCUGUGGGAACAGAGCAAAGAGUUUCUGAGGAAUAAAGAAGUGAAUAAACGGAAACCCCGAAGUUUACUAGAGAAACUGCGCUGGGUGACCCUAGGCUACCAUUAUAACUGGGACAGUAAGAAAUACUCAGCAGAUCAUUAUACACCUUUCCCUUCUGACCUGGCUUUCCUCUCAGAGCAAGUAGCCGCUGCCUGUGGAUUUCAGGGUUUCCGAGCCGAAGCAGGGAUCCUGAAUUACUACCGAUUAGACUCCACACUGGGAAUCCACGUAGACAGAUCUGAACUAGAUCACUCCAAACCCCUGCUGUCGUUCAGCUUUGGACAGUCUGCCAUCUUUCUCCUGGGGGGCCUCAAAAGAGAUGAAGCUCCCACAGCCAUGUUUAUGCACAGCGGUGACAUCAUGGUAAUGUCAGGUUUCAGCCGCCUGUUGAACCAUGCAGUCCCAAAGGUCCUUCCAAGUCCCAAGGGGGAAAGCCUGCCUUGCUGCCUAGAGACACCUCUCCCAGCCGUCCUCCCCAGAGAUUCAGUGGUAGAGCCCUGUUCUGUGGAAGACUGGCAGGUGUGCACCAGCUACUUGAAAACUGCUCGUGUUAACAUGACUGUCCGACAGGUACUGGCCACAGACCAGGACUUCCCUUUGGAACCUGUGGAGGAGAAUAAAAGAGACAUCACCACAGAAGGUGUCUGCCAUCUGGAUGACGAGAAUAGCCAAGUAAAACGAGCUAGGUUAAACCCUGACAGCUGAGACUCAGAGAACCCAUUCUUUGACUCAGGCAGGUCUUAUAAGUAAAUGACCAUGCUGUUUUGUAUUGCCAUAGACUUUAGCACCAAGACAAGCCGAAAACAGAGACAGGGAAGGACUCAUCAUUGAUCACACUGUUGCCUUGGAACCCAUCCUGAAGAGUAAACUGAUUAACCACUUUGCUCAGAGGAGUGUUUGACGUGGUCACUCCUGAUUCAGCACUGGCACUAAGUAUGUGAGAAGUCCAGGGAGGUCUGACCUUCCACGGCAGCGUUCUCAGCCGUUUUCUCCAAGGGAGGGAGAAGUGAGUUUCCGUGUCUAUGGAGUCUUUAAAUACCUCAGAUUUUAUUAAAACAUAAUACCCUUCCCUCCACGCCAUCUGGUGAUUUGUGGUAAAAUUGUGGGUCCAUGAACCAACCGUUAGUCUCGCCUUCUUAAUUCUUCCAAUCAACAUCAAAUUCUUCGAUCUUCUCUUGCAUCUUUUCUGGCCUUCACAGAAGAAUCCUAUACACAUUAAGACAAUGGAACUGGACAUCUCAUCCCCUAGAAAAGAAAUUAAUCACAGAUCUCUCUCUGCCUAAAAGGUGGAUAUAUGUAAACCCAAGCAACGGGGAACACUAGUUUCUCCAGAUGUCUUUUAGGUCUCUCAACUCUUCCCGUUGGCUUUUUAAUGCAGUUUUAAUUGUUGGACAAACAAAGUCCCAAGGGUGUUUUGUAACUGUUUUCUCCAUGAAUAAACUGACUUGAUUUUAAAUUAAA
Molecule: messenger RNA, 1926 nt
Organism: Diceros bicornis minor
Lineage: Eukaryota; Metazoa; Chordata; Mammalia; Perissodactyla; Rhinocerotidae
Gene: ALKBH1
Product: alkB homolog 1, histone H2A dioxygenase
Exons: 6
Coding region: 1-1170 (389 amino acids)
Biological process (GO): oxidative RNA demethylation
Cellular component (GO): cytoplasm; nucleus
Molecular function (GO): oxidative RNA demethylase activity; broad specificity oxidative DNA demethylase activity; ferrous iron binding
Source: RefSeq, a predicted model, not a curated record